Molecule: messenger RNA, 1317 nt
Organism: Sorghum bicolor (sorghum)
Lineage: Eukaryota; Viridiplantae; Streptophyta; Magnoliopsida; Poales; Poaceae
Product: peroxidase 2
Exons: 4
Coding region: 146-1105 (319 amino acids)
Biological process (GO): response to oxidative stress; hydrogen peroxide catabolic process
Molecular function (GO): heme binding; peroxidase activity
Source: RefSeq, a predicted model, not a curated record
AUCCAACCAGUCCUCUCACAUCCAUCCAUCCAUCCAAACCAGUCCGGGAGACCGCGACGCUGUCAUUAGCGAGCCGCUACCCCUCUCCACUGACAUCCGUUAGCAGCUCGCAUCUCGUCUCCUGCAACUGUGCAAGUGCGCGGGCAUGGCGGCUUCCUCUCGCAUCUCGUCUCCUGCGUGGCUGUUAGCCGCGCACUGGCACUGCGCUCUCCUGCUCGCUCUGGCUGGAGUCGCCCGUGGCCACGCCGGCGCGGCGCUGAGCUCCGCGUUCUACGACCUGUCGUGCCCCGGCGCCUACAACGUCGUCCGUCGCGUCAUCCAGAGCGCGCGCGUCUCCGACCCGCGCAUCCCGGCCAGUCUCAUCCGCCUCCACUUCCAUGACUGCUUCGUCAACGGUUGCGACGGCUCCCUUCUUCUGGACGACGAUCUCCCGGCGAUCCGGACCGAGAAGAACGUGCCAGCCAACAACAACUCGGCGCGCGGCUUCCCGGUGGUCGACGGCAUCAAGCGCGCGCUGGAGGAAGCGUGCCCGGGCAUCGUCUCCUGCGCUGAUAUCCUUGCCCUCGCAGCAGAGAUCUCAGUUGAACUCGCUGGAGGACCACGCUGGAGGGUGCUUCUUGGCCGCCGAGACGGCACGACGACCAACGUCCAGAGUGCCAAGAACCUUCCCAGCCUUUUCGACUCCCUUGCCAAGCUCCAGGAGAAGUUCAGAAACGUCAACCUGGACGACACUGAUCUCGUUGCCCUCCAAGGAGCGCACACAUUCGGCAAAGUCCAGUGCCAGUUCACGCGUCACAACUGCUCGGCGGGGCAACCACAGGGCGCACUAGAGGACCUAGACCAAGUUACACCCACCGUGUUUGACAACAAGUAUUAUGGCAACCUCUUGCACGGCCAAGCGCAGUUGCCGUCCGACCAGGUUAUGCUAUCCGACCCUACGGCACCGAGAACCACUGCACCUGUUGUUCACCGGUUCGCGAGCAACCAAAAGGAUUUUUUCACGAACUUUGUGACAUCCAUGAUUAAGAUGGGGAACAUCAGCCCGCUGACAGGGAAGGAUGGAGAGAUCAGAAAGAACUGCCGGAGGGUCAAUACUCAUCAAUAGGAAAGGCUAUUGACGAAGACUCUCAUUCAAUUGGUUUAUUUUCUUUUUUAACCUGUUAUUGUUGUGAAGUUCGUGCAAAUCAUUCUUGUGUCAUUCUUUGAAAAUGUGUCAAUGUAUGUACCCUUUUCCCGUUGUUGGAAAGCAAAUGUGAAAAGUGUUUUUACACCACUUGUAUAUGCAUUCCUCGUAAAAUAUAAUCUCUAUGUUGUUAA